This is a messenger RNA of Rotaria sp. Silwood1, 519 nucleotides long. The record is from the annotation of a GenBank genome assembly. NCBI's taxonomy places the organism in Eukaryota, Metazoa, Rotifera, Eurotatoria, Philodinida, Philodinidae.
AUGUCACGUAACAAUAAUUAUCAACAAAUACAAGAAAUAGCUUCUUCAAUUCCAUCAUCAACUAAAGAUCUUCUUCGUACUCAACAAAAAAAUAUUGUAUGCAAUGAUUGCGGUGGUAUUUCUGCUGCUAAAGUUCAACAUUUAUUAUCAACACUAGAAGGUACUACACAAUUAUUUAAUACAGCAUCAUCAUCAUCAAAUAGUACUAGUGAGAAUACAAUAAAAUCCAAUAAUAUUUAUCGAAAAACUAUUAAUCAAUCAAAAUCAAUAAACAAGAAAAAAAAUUCAGCACGUAAUAAUAGUAAAACAACUUCAUUACGGCGAACUCCGAAAAAUAAUAAUAAAAAUAAAAAUAUGAAUAAAAGAAUUCAAAAUUCAACUAAACAACGAAAGUUAAGUAUUAAUCGAAUUCGAUCAUCAAUAUCAUCACAAUAUAAGAAUAAUAAAACUCGAAUAAAAUCAAAAAAUAAUAAUACAAUUAAAAUCAAAAAAUUAUCAUCGAAAAAAAAAACUAAAUAA